This is a messenger RNA of Didymodactylos carnosus, 1101 nucleotides long. The record is from the annotation of a GenBank genome assembly. Lineage: Eukaryota; Metazoa; Rotifera; Eurotatoria; Philodinida; Philodinidae.
AUGUCAUCUGAGGAACCACUCUAUGUUCAAUUGGGACCAAGGAAAUGGGAGUUGGGAGGUGAAUAUCUAAAGUUGCUAGAACCAUGCAAUCAAUGUUUAGAAGCAGAAGAUGUAGGUCUUGCAUUAAGAAAUCAGUUGGAUGACAAGGGAUAUAUCUAUUUGAAACAGGUUUUGCCUGAAGAGUCUGUGUUGAAAGCACGAGCUGCAGUGCUUGAACAUAUUCAGCAUCUCAAUGAUACAGGUAUUCUUAAAAAACCAGUGUUUUCCUCUUCGUAUGUUGAUGGUAUCUUAUCCAGCGGUUGUGAUGUUGGUUGUAUUCCAUUCAUGGAAGGAAGUAAUUCCAUUACUAAUCAUCCUUCGGUGUUAAAUAUCAUUGAAAAUUCUUACUUAUAUCACAUUUUUACUUGCAUAUUUCAUGGUAUUCGUCCUGUAACAUUUGAUUUUAAAUGGUUAAGAGGUAUGCAUCAUGGUGGUAAUACUGGUUGUCAUCUAGAUAGAGUUUAUAUGAAUAGAGGUUCGCCUCAAUUGUUAACGUGUUGGAUUCCAUUUGAUAAUCUUACGCUAGAUAUGAGUGUGUUAGCAGUAUUAGAAGGUAGUCAUCGAAUGGAUAGAUCUGAUGAUAAUGGGUAUGCUAAACUACAAAAUACUUAUGCUAAUAUGGAUGUUGAUAGAGAUAAAUUACAAGGAACUGGAUGGUUCACGGAAGAUCCAAUGGAAUUCUAUCAGUUAAAUGAGGCACUUCCGAAUAAAGAUCAAUUUGGUCACCGAUCAUCUCAUUCUGAUCCUGUUUGGAAGACAACAGCUUUCUCAGCUGGGGAUGUUCUAAUUUUUACUAUGCGUACAAUUCAUAUGUCAUCUGUUAAUUUGACCAAUAAACUUCGUCUCUCAUGUGAUACGCGUUGGCAACCCUCUAAUGAACCAGCAGAUCCUAGAUUUAUUCAAGUAGAGAAAACCUUAAUAGGACACGCUGAAACAAAAUUUGGUCUUUAUGCGAAGAAUGCUGAUAAAAUUGAAGAUGGAAAAACGACAAUGAAACAGUGGAGGAAGAAAUGGGGAUUUGUCAUAAAACCAGAUACAGAAGAAAUGCCGUUGAACUCUUGA